Messenger RNA from Linum trigynum, 5257 nucleotides. The record is from the annotation of a GenBank genome assembly. Lineage: Eukaryota; Viridiplantae; Streptophyta; Magnoliopsida; Malpighiales; Linaceae.
GUCACCUGAAAUAGCUCAAUUAGUACACCUAUGCACCUGUUGGACCCAACAUUUUACAGUAUAGCUCUGCCUCCUGACCUGCAAGCAUAUGCACAAAUCUGGAAUCCUAACUCUAUCCUAUAACUAGAACGAGCGGGGUUGGGCUAGUCUGUGGGGUGUUCAUUUGAGCAAUUACAGUGACGCAGUCAGCCUAUUUGACAUGCAGAUUUAGCUGAACUGACAGCAUAAUUGGCGAAGUGACUGUUUUUCUACAAAUAAUUUUGGAGUUGUUUGAUCAUUAUGUACUGUAAACCUCGUGCAUUUUAAUUUUUAAGCAUGCAUGUGUGUUGAAUGUGCGAUUUUCAAAUGCAUAUAUCAAAACCCACCUAGUAGCAUGCAUUUUAGAAAGCUUUGUGGGUUGUCUAUGCUGGGAUUCAUGGAGUAUGGGAAUACAUUAAUUUGGAGCUGCUCCAUUUUGUUACAUAUCUCAUUUAUGAUUCAGUAAUUUCCAUAGAUAGAUCGAGCCACCUUAUUUCUGCCUCCAUUGAGAUUUAUCUACAUGGUUAUCAAGUUCUUGUAAUCUAGCCUCCCUUCUUACUGCUGUGAUAUACUUUUACGUGGUAGGCAUUGAUGGUUCGACUGGAAUCCGACCUGGUACAAGUCCUGCUUGCUGCCUGUAGAGGCGAACUGAGUCAAGUAUCCCUCGAGUGGUCACCUGGCUCGGCCAUGGUUGUAGUGAUGGCGAGCAAUGGCUAUCCCGGUCCAUAUGAGAAGGGAACCGUGAUUCAGAACCUCGAAGAAGCUGAAAACGUCGCUCCAACAGUCAAGAUAUUCCAUGCAGGCACUGCUCUCGACUCGAAUGGCAACUUGGUAUCUGCCGGUGGCCGUGUUCUUGGAGUCACUGCCAAGGGAAAUGAUCUGGCGGAAGCAAGGGAGAGAGCUUAUCAGGCUGUCGAGAAAGUCAACUGGCCAGGCGGGUUCUACCGGCGAGACAUUGGGUGGCGGGCGCUUCCCCUUCCGGUUCAACCGAACCUAUGGUAAUUUGGGCAGUAACAUUGUUUAGUUGGAUACAGACGGGCCGGGCCCGGCCCAAUAAGUUGAAAUCAUGUGCCUUUUUCUUUCUUUUUUCUCCUCCUCAGCAGUUUCUACCUUACAAUAGCCGAUGAACCCGCGGGAGUUUCCCGCCGCACCUUCCGGUCGCCAUUGUUUCCCUUCUAACUCGGAUCAUGAUUCCCAAUUCCUCAAUUCCCUUGCCCUCACCUUUAAUUCCAACCUUUCUCAUUGUCUCCGUUUCUUUUGGCAAAUUUUCUCCCGUACUCUGUUUCAGAAUUCCCCUGUUUUCCACAAUUUCUCUGUUUUGGUCUCGCCGGUUGUAAUCUCCGAUGGACGGAGGAGGAAAUGAGAACAAAGUCGAAGAUGAAGACAAACAGGCGCUGGCGGGUUUGAGCUCCGUCCCUAAUCCUCACCGGGCGAAAGUCCAAUCCUACAGCCAGCAGCUCCGCGGCGAGAGGAAGCUGCACCACCGCCAGGGUCGGAAGCACAGCCUCGACGACAUUCCCGCCGGCGGGGGGAGCCGACCUCUCUCCUCCUCCGACGAUGAUUUCUCCAAUUACUCGCUGGACGAGGAGGAAGCGACCCUCGAUCUGAAGCCGUUCACCCCGCUCUCUGAAUUCGUCGCCGCCGGGUCUCCCGCCGCGGCGGGGAGCUCCAGCCCCGGACCCGGCGGCGGAGGAGGAUCUGGCCCCGGAGCCGGAGGAAAAGGGGAGGCGAUUUUCAAGGUUCCGAUGAGGGCCGCGGUGCAUCCGGGGCGCCCGCCGUGCCUGGAGCUCCGGCCGCACCCGCUGAGGGAGACGCAGGUGGGGAAGUUCCUGAGGAACAUCGCCUGCACGGAGACGCAGCUGUGGGCGGGCCAGGAGAGCGGGGUCCGGUUCUGGAGGUUCGACCGGAUUUACGACCCCGGGUGUGGGUUGGGCGGCAAGGUCAGGAGAGGGGACGAGGAUGCGGCGCCGUUUCACGAGUCGGCGUCCACGUCGCCGACGUUCUGUUUGAUGGUGGAUGCGGCGAACGGGUUGGUUUGGAGCGGGCAUAAGGACGGGAAGAUUCGGUCGUGGAAGACGGAUCAAUAUUGCGCCCCUGCCGCUGCGUCGGCGGCGUCGGCAGGGGAGCAAGAAGUGGUAGAUGGUGCUGCUGGUCAGCCGCCGCAGCAGGUGGAUGCUGCCGCCGUGGCUAAUGCUCCGUUUAAGGAAGGGCUGUCUUGGCAGGCGCAUAAAGGGCCUGUUCUUUCCAUGGUCAUGAGUUCCUAUGGGGAUUUAUGGUCGGGAUCGGAAGGAGGAGUGAUAAAGAUCUGGCCAUGGGAGAGCAUCGAGAAAUCCCUCUCCCUAAAAUCCGAAGAAAAGCGGAUGGCCGCUUUACUCGUCGAGCGAUCGGCCAUCGACCUGAGAAGCCAGGUCACGGUGAACGGCAACUGCAGCAUCUCCUCCUCCGACGUCAAAUGCCUGCUCUCCGACAACAUCCGCGCCAAGCUCUGGUGCGCACAGUCCUUAACCUUCUCCAUCUGGGACGCCCGCACCAAGGAGCUCCUCCGCGUCUUCAACAUCGACGGCCAGACCGAGAAUCGCGUCGACGGCAGCGGAGGAGGGGAGAAGGGCCAGCAGCAGCAGCAACAACAACAACAACAACAACAACAAGAGAGCAGCGGGCAGGGUGGGGAAGAAGGUGGGGCAACUCCACAGGAGGCCUUGCCGGCAGUCCCGGAAAAGCCGGAAAAGCCGGCGAAGGAGGGGAAAGGGAAGUCGGGAAACAAGAAGGAGAAGGGCCAGGGCUUCCUCCAGCGGUCGCGCAACGCGAUCAUGGGCGCGGCAGACGCGGUGCGGCGCGUGGCGACACGUGGCACCAACGUCUUCGUGGAGGAUUCGAAGAAGACGGAGGCGAUCGUGAUGACGGCAGACGGGAUGGUGUGGAGCGGCUGCACCAACGGGCUGAUCAUUCAGUGGGACGGGAACGGGAAUCGGGUGCAGGAUUUCAACUUGCUCAACGGCACGCCCGUGCAGUGCUUCUGUACUUUCGGGACCAGACUCUACGUCGGCUACACCAGCGGGAUCAUCCAGAUGUUGGACCUGGAGGGGCAUCUCCUACAAAUGUGGGUGGCCCACAGCAACCCGGUGCUGAAGCUAGCCGUCGGGAAAGGCUACGUGUACAGCCUGGCCAGCCACGGCGGGAUCCGGGGGUGGAACACGCUGUCGCCGAGCCCGAUCGACCAGAUCCUCCGGUCGGAGCUGGCCGGAAAAGAGCUGACGUACACGAGGAAGGACCAGUUCCGGGUACUCAUCGGGACGUGGAACGUGGGGCAGGGGAGGCCCUCGCAGGAGGCCAUGAUGGCGUGGCUGGGGUCCACCGCGUCGGAUGUCGGCAUCGUCGUCGUCGGCCUCCAGGAGGUCGACAUGGGGGCCGGGUUCCUCGCCAUGUCCGCCGCCAAAGAAACUGUAGGACUGGAAGGGAGUGCAAUUGGGCAGUGGUGGCUGGACAAUAUUGGGAAAGCCUUAGGGGAAGGCUCUGUUUUCGAAAGGAUGGGAUCUAGGCAGCUUGCUGGCUUGCUCGUCUCCCUCUGGGUGAGGAAGAACAUGAGACAGCAUGUUGGGGAUGUUGAUGCUGGAGCUGUUCCUUGCGGGUUUGGACGAGCCAUUGGCAAUAAGGGAGGGGUAGGGUUGAGGAUAAGGGUGCGGGACAGGAUAAUGUGCUUCGUGAACUGUCACUUGGCAGCACAUUUGGAAGCAGUGAACCGAAGGAACGCAGAUUUCGAUCACAUCUAUCGAAACAUGGUGUUUGGGAAGCCGACGAUCCCCAACGCUGCCGCCGCUGGUGUGUCCUCCUCCUCCCACACCCUUAAAUCCGAUAAGAACUCCGGUGGUGGUGGCGGCGGCGGCAAUAACAACAACAAUGGCUCGUCCGAGGACACAAAGCCAGAGCUGUCUGAUGCAGACAUGGUUGUGUUCUUUGGGGACUUUAACUACAGGCUGUUUGGGAUAUCAUAUGAUGAGGCCAGGGACUUUGUGUCUCAGAGAUGCUUUGACUGGCUUCGAGAGCGAGAUCAGCUGCGAGCUGAGAUGAAAGCUGGGAGGGUUUUCCAAGGGAUGCAUGAAGCCAACAUUACUUUCCCUCCUACUUACAAGUUUGAGAGAAAUGUCCCUGGAUUAGGAGGCUAUGAUUCUGGGGAGAAGAAACGUAUACCUGCAUGGUGUGACAGGGUUAUAUUCCGUGAUACACGGCCAGGUUCAGCUACACCAUCGCAAUGCGAAUGUAGCUUGGAGUGCCCUGUUGUCUCUGCAGUCAUCCAAUACGAAGCUGUCAUGGAAGUGACUGAGAGCGACCACAAACCCGUACGGUGCAAGUUCCACAUCCAAGUAGCUCACACAGAUAGAUCAGUGAGGAGGCAAGAGUUUGGCGAGAUCCUGAAGACGAAUGAGAAGAUUCAAUCGCUGUUGGAGGAAUCUCGAGUGGUCCCAGAGACAGCCAUCAGCACCAACAGCAUUGCUCUGCAAAAUCAGGACACUGCCAUCCUCAGGAUCACCAACAAAUCUGCAGCAGACAAAGUAGUGUUCAGGAUCUACUGUGAAGGCCAAGCCAAUUUCAAGGAUGAAGGGGAUGAAGCCGAGUAUCAUGCACGAGGUAACCAUGGCUUCCCCCGGUGGCUUGAGGUCACACCAGCAGCUGGAAUAAUCAAACCUGACAAUAGCAUGGAAGUAUCAGUGCACCAUGAAGAGUUCCACACACUAGAAGAUUUAGUAGACGGCAUCCCACAGAACUGGUGGUGUGAAGACACCAGAGACAAAGAAGUGAUCCUUGUAGUCGUUGUACAAGGCAGCAGCUCAACUGAGGUCACAACUCAUCGGGUCCAUGUUCGGCACUGCCUCUCGGCCAAAACUCUGUGUGCUGACUCUAAAUCAGGCUCGCGAAGAGGUCAAAAAAGUGAUCCCAGGCAGCAAAGCGGUUCAACCAAUGAUUCUCGAAGUUCACAAAAGCCUUGAGGAAAGUUUCUGAUACUUUUUUUUGCAGACCUCUUAGUACUUAAGAAACAUAGCAUAGUACAGAAGAGUUUAGAAUGCAUCUAACGAUUUCUACAGGCAGCAAAAAGUUCCUCAGUCUUUGUGUAAAUACUCACGGAGCAUGGGAAGCUGUUGAAAGAUACUUACUGCUAAUGCUUUAUUGUAGUUAGCAGUAACAGCUAGCCCUAGUCUAAUUGUAGAAAGAUUAGAUAAUAGAAUAUAUUUUAGUUAAGGUA